Messenger RNA from Entrophospora sp. SA101, 279 nucleotides. NCBI's taxonomy places the organism in Eukaryota, Fungi, Glomeromycota, Glomeromycetes, Entrophosporales, Entrophosporaceae. The record is from the annotation of a GenBank genome assembly.
AUGGAGAUAUCUACCAAUAAUGUGGAUUUAUUAAUCUGGUGGAAAGGUAAUUUUGGAGCUGUGGCACCUGAAUUGACAAAAGUUGUGGCAAGAGUUCUUUCUAUUCCUACCUCAUCAGCUGCAGCAGAAAGGAAUUGUUAUACAAAUGUAGGUGAAGAUAUUGAUGAUAGUGAUGAUGACAAUAAUGAUGAUAGUGAUGAUACUGUUGAUGAUAGUGAUGACAAUGUUGAUAAUGUUGAUAAUAGUGAUAUUGACAGUACGAAAAUGAAUUAUCUGUAA